GUAAACAUUAGUGAGGAAGGAACGAAGCUUACGAAGUCGCACGCUGUCAGCUAUGAUAUUGGUUACUACUGAAGUUACAGUUUUUGGAUAUGUUUAUGGUUGAUGUCUCCUCGUUAAUGCUUUCUACAGACUUAGCUAAAAGAUGGUUAUACUUCUAGGAGGUGGGGAAUUUACACUAGAAGGAGAACAAACAUUUUUAUCAGGUUGCUUUGUGAAUGUUGCCAGCUGGUGCUCUGAGUAUAAGAGGAACCCUAACGACACGUCUAUUCAAGCCUUCAGUGCAAUGGUUUACUGAAGCUUUAAACACUCCAGCCAGUGUUUGUUGCAGAAAACCAUUUCCUUCUUUUGUUAGACACAGCAAAGCUAGAUUUCUCUACCACAAAGAAACACACACAAGAGUUGAUUCACUCAGCCCUUUUCUUCAUGUAAGGAGAAAUUUCUGUCAGCAUGUCCUCAAGGUUAACUGUGUUAGCUCAGAUAGGGUGUGGAUAGCUACCAGGAGCUGUGGAGUCAGAUUUAUUCAUGGUGCGGUUGUCAGGAGUGCAGAGGACAGCACACCUACAGAUAGAGGAAAAAUGGUGCGUGUACUCAGUGUUGCAGAGAAGAAUGAUGCAGCAAAGAACUUGGCCGAAAUCAUGUCCCGGGGGGGAUAUAAUAGACGGGAGGGCUAUAGCAAAUUUAACAAGAUCUAUGAAUGGGACAUGAUGCUACGGGGAGAGCAGUGCCAUAUGGUCAUGACCUCUGUAUCAGGCCAUCUCCUCAACCAGUCAUUCACAGGGCACUACCGCAAGUGGACAAGUUGCAACCCACUGCACCUCUUUGAUGCUCCAGUUGUCAAGAUCUGUCCACAGGACAUGGAGCCCAUCAAGCGUACCUUGGAAAAGGAAGCAAGAGCUGCAACACGCCUGGUAAUCUGGACAGAUUGUGAUCGUGAAGGGGAGAACAUUGGGUAUGAAGUCAUUGAAGUAUGCAAAGCUGUGAAGCCUUCUCUCCAUGUUUUGAGGGCUAAGUUCUCAGAGAUCACGUUUCAGUCAGUCCAGCGGGCAUUACAAUCCCUCGUACCGCCUGACAGGAAGCAGAGUGAUGCCGUAGAUGUACGCAGUGAGCUUGACUUGCGCAUUGGAGCAGCUUUUACACGUUUCCAAACACUCCGCCUGCAGAAGGUUUUCCCACAAGCUUUGGCUGAUACGCUCAUAAGUUACGGAUCUUGCCAAUUCCCAACCCUUGGUUUUGUGGUAGAGCGUUACAAGGCCAUUCAAGCAUUCAUACCUGAGCAGUUUUGGAAGAUCAAAGUCAAUCAUAAUGGAGAAGAGGGAGUGAUAGACUUUACAUGGAAACGUGUCAGGCUGUUUGAUGAGCUGGCUUGCCAAGUGCUUUUUGAGAUGUGUCAGGAGAAUCCCCAAGCACGUGUAAUGAAAAUUACGACCAAACGCAAGAGCAAGUGGCGACCACUGCCUCUUGACACUGUGGAGCUUGAGAAGCUGGCAUCACGAAAACUUCGCAUAAAUGCCAAAGAGACCAUGAAAGUUGCUGAGAAACUCUAUACUCAAGGUUUCAUCAGUUACCCUCGCACAGAGACCAACAUUUUCCCUAAAGAACUAAAUCUUGUGCCUUUGGUUGAGAUGCAGUGCCAAGAUCAGCAGUGGGGAGGUUUUGCUGGUAGGGUGCUGGAGGAGGGGCCUAACCCACGCCAGGGCAGGAAGUCUGACCAGGCCCAUCCCCCCAUCCACCCCACCAAGUAUGCAAGCAACCUACAGGGCAAUGAAAAGAGGGUAUAUGAGUUUAUUGUGCGCCAUUUCCUGGCUUGUCUGAGCAAGGAUGCACAGGGCCAGGAGACCAUUGUGGAGAUUGUCAUUGCUGGGGAAGAGUUUACUGCUAGUGGCCUAAUCAUCUUGGAGAGGAAUUACCUGGAGGUGUACCCUUACGACCGCUGGAGUGACAAGGUGAUGCCACGCUAUGAACAAGGCCAGGUGUUUGAGCCCACUGUCAUUGAAAUGGUUGAUGGGGAGACAUCGCCGCCACAGCUGCUUACAGAGGCUGAUCUAAUCGCUCUUAUGGAGAAACAUGGCAUUGGCACUGAUGCGACGCAUGCGGAGCAUAUUGAAACAAUCAAGUCACGCAUGUAUGUAGGGCUGCAGGACCUACGCUUUGUGCCAGGACAGCUUGGGAUGGGCCUUGUUGAAGGCUAUGAUUCUAUGGGCUUCCAAAUGUCCAAGCCCAACUUGCGGUCUGAGCUGGAGGCAGAUCUCAAGAGGAUCUGUGAUGGAGUGAAGGACCCCAAGGUCGUCCUGCAGGAGCAAAUUAGCAAAUAUCGGCAGGUGUUUGAAGAGGCCAUGAGGCAGGCAGAGAAGAUUGACACAGCACUUGGCCACUUUCUGAAUGAAGAGCCACAGAGGAACCUACCUGACACACCGAUUCCUGAUGUCCCUCAGUUUGAACCGGUGUGCAAGUGUUCUUCGUGUGGCUGUGAUGUGGUACUGAAGGAGAAGCGUGAGGGUCGUGGCUUCUUCCUCUCAUGCCAAGGCUUCCCCGACUGCCGUGUCUGUGUUUGGCUGCCAGACACCAUUCUCUCUGCGGCUGUUGUGGAGGAAACCUGCAAUCAGUGUGCAGGCUCACCCAGAAAACUUCGAUUCAAGUUCAAGCCUCGUUCCUAUAUGCCAUAUAUCCCUGAUGAGUAUGUAGCAUGUGUGUGUGGCUGUGAUCGGGACUUCCUUGACACACUGGACAUCCGAGCCGUCACUGCUGUAGGACCGCAGGCCUCGCAAGGAGGUGGAGGACGGCCAAGAGCAUCAGGUGCACGGACCUCCCCAAGCAGAAAUUCCUCUAGGGACAGUGGCUACUUGUCCUCGUCGUCCAGCUCUCACUCUGCCACGCUUCCCAAUAGCAACCAGAGAAGGAUUGUAUUCGGGCAGCGUGGCAGCAACAGCGGCUCUAACACCAGCACUAGCAACAACCACAACAAUAGUUCAUUCCCGUCCCCCUCGCCCACCUUCAAUAGAAGCCCCUUAAGGCCUCAGCGUGGGAGAGGUAGGGGUAGCCGAGGGUCCCAUAAUGCCAGUUCUACGUCCUGGGACUCGGGAUUCUCAUCCUUCGGUUCCUCUCAGUCACAGCCUCGGCCAUCCUGGGGUGGCACUGCCAAUGGCGAUGAGGACCGAGAGAAUGCCAUUGUCUGCAAUUGCAACGAGGAUGCCAUCAUGCUCACUGUCAGAAAAGAGGGUCCCAACACAGGUCGACAGUUUUAUAAAUGUUCGAAACCCCAGGGACAAGGCUGCAAUUUCUUCCUCUGGGCUGAUGAUGGAGGAGGAGGAGGAGGAGGAGGAGGAGGAGGAGGAGGAGGAGGAGGAGGAGGAGGAGGAGGAGGAGGAGGAGGAAGUAGUUUUGGAGCAGGAGGAAGUUUUGGAGCAGGAGGAAGUUUUGGAGGAGGAGGAAGCAUUCGAGGUGGAAGGGGAGGCGGAGGCAGCCAGUGGAAUGGGAGUUCUUCAUCGUCCAGCUGGAGUGGAGGCGUCAGUUCAGGAGCCGAUGACAUAACCGACUGGGAGGGCGCCGUGGUGUGCAACUGCAGUAUUCCAGGCAGAAGACUUACGGUGCAGAAGGAAGGGCCGAACAAAGGGCGGGAGUUCUACGUAUGCAGCAAGGACCGCAGCGAGCAGUGCCGUUUCUUCAAGUGGGCGGACGAAGUGGAGGAAGGAGGAGGUGGUGGUGCUAUGAGUUCCUGGGAAGGAGGAGGAGGAGGAGGAGGAGGAGGCGGCAGUCAGUGGCCGAGUCAAAGUCGCGGCGGCGGCCGAGGGCGGGGCGGCGGCGGGGGCGGCGGCGGCGGCGGCGGCGGGACGAAGCGGAAGGCGCCGGGCGAAGGACCCCGGAAGCGGAGGUGCGGCGUUUGCGGCGAGGAGGGACACAACAGGAAGAGUUGCCCGCAGAAUGAAUUUUGAAUAUUUUUGUUUAUCAUCAAAAAUACUGGUUUGAUAUGAGCAGGUUUGGGUUCUGUCGGUAUCUUCUGUAAUUCGUGUAUGGUUUUCCAAUGCAAAGCGUAAACAAAAAUGAAAUGACAAUUUUGUCAUUGUUUUCUACAUACUGCAGUGUUAUGCUAGAUAUUUGUGAUGAUGUUAAGCCUGUAUCAGGAAUACAUUCAUUCUCCCAAGUAUCAUUCCUGAAACAAAUGCAUUGAACCGAAAAGUCUAUCCAAAGCAGGUGCUGCAAAUUAUAACAUCACACCUUUUUGGCAAUUUGAUAAAAAGGGGAAACAAAUCAUUGGAUUGAAAAGAAACAUAAAGAAUAGAAACAAUGUAGGUUUGCCUUUUGGUUUUACAGACUUUGCUGAUGGUAUUAAACUGGAAAUAUUUUCUCAGUAUUUAGAUUUAACCGUCAUUGGAAUCUUUAGUUCUAGAUUUGAGUUCAAAAAGUGUCAUUUGUAAAUACCUAAGAUGUAUUAUUUUUACUUGACAUUAAUUUGCCAUGGGAAUAGUUAUAUAUAUAUAUGACUGCUUUUUGUAACAGACGCAGAUAUUUCAAUUUGGUGAGACAACAUUAUUAACAGACUGAAGAAUCUGUAUCUUAUUAUUUUGCGUAGAAACGUGAGAAUUAGCUAGCUAUUGGAAUGCAUUUACAGAAAGGACCACUAUGUUAGGUACAGAACACAUUAUAAAUAGCUAUAUAUAUAUGAAAUACAAAUGUAAAUAUGGUUUUGUAACAUUCUUGUAAUUAAUACGUUAUAGAUUUGAAUUACAA
Molecule: messenger RNA, 4725 nt
Organism: Penaeus chinensis
Lineage: Eukaryota; Metazoa; Arthropoda; Malacostraca; Decapoda; Penaeidae
Product: DNA topoisomerase 3-alpha-like
Exons: 21
Coding region: 216-3929 (1237 amino acids)
Biological process (GO): DNA topological change
Cellular component (GO): nucleus
Molecular function (GO): DNA binding; zinc ion binding; DNA topoisomerase type I (single strand cut, ATP-independent) activity
Source: RefSeq, a predicted model, not a curated record